Molecule: messenger RNA, 1652 nt
Organism: Megalopta genalis
Lineage: Eukaryota; Metazoa; Arthropoda; Insecta; Hymenoptera; Halictidae
Source: RefSeq, a predicted model, not a curated record
ACCUUUAAUAGAAGCGCCAUGGAAACUCCGAUAACUAAUUUGUCAGACGCCGAUCUGGAAACAGUCUACGAACCCUCCGAGGAUUCUUUCCUCUUGAUAGACGCCUUGGAAGCGGACUUAGAGGACUUGAAAACUAAGAAGCCUGCUAUGUGUCUGGAAAUUGGCAGUGGAUCCGGCGUUGUGAUCACCGCUCUGGCAAUGGCUCUGAACAGGCACUGUCAGGCAUAUCAUCUUGCCAUUGACCUGAACAACAAUGCCUGCAGAGUCACGAAGAAAACAGGCAAACUGAACUCAGCGGACAUAGAGGUCGUUCAAAUGGAUUUGUUGAGCUGCGUGCGCAGCGAUUGCGUUUUCGACAUUGUGGUGUUCAAUCCGCCGUAUGUAGUAACCAGCGAUCAAGAAAUCCUGGAUGAAAGGCUAGUGUUCAAGAGUUGGGCCGGCGGUAUGAAUGGUAGAAAAGUGAUGGAUCGAGUGUUCCCGAAAAUUCCCGAUAUCCUGUCCGACACCGGGACGUUCUAUCUGUUAACCAUUAAAGAAAACGAUCCCGAGGAUAUUUUGCGUAUUUUUAGCAGUAUGAAUAUGAAGGGCGAGAUCGUAGCAGAAAGGAGAAUCAGGGGUGAGCAUUUAUACAUUUUACGAUUUCAGAAAAUCGCGUAGUCAUAUCAGGUUCGUGGACCGGAUGCGAGUAUGAGAACUCGAGCAAACGAGUUUAAAUCUGAAUGUUAGAGUACCGAAAUUUGAAUUCAUGUAUUCGUGUAUCCGAAUUUAAAUCCGUGUACUCGAGUAAUCAAACUUUGAAUCAUUAAAUACUAAAUUGCGCGAGUGUCCUUGUACUCGGUUACUUGUACCUAAAUUGAGCAAGUACCAGAGUACUAAGAUACUUGGAUCUAGACUGAGCGAGUACCAGGGUACUCAGAUACUUCAAUCAAAAUACCCGAGUACUCAAAAGUACGUGUACGAGUAUGAGUACGAGCUGGAUCGAGAGAGAUCGGACAAGGUGGAGAUGCUUCUAAUAAUCUAAGUAGUUGAAAUCGAUUAUGUUGGUGUUAUGUUAAGCAGUUGUUGUACCAUUCUGUUUGUAAAUAACUUAGGAUAUACUUACGUUGUCAUUCCAUCUCGCAUUUGUUUAUUACCAACAUGGCUAGCAGUUGCUACAGCGAAGAAUAAUAAUUCUUUCCAACUCUUAUAUACUUAUAUACUAACGUCUGGAAUAUAUCGUGAGGGAUGAUCACGGCGCAGAUAAUAACGACACGUCAUAUCUUAAGAAACAUAAUUUAUUUGGAUUCGUCUAACAAAAGUCUGUCUAAGAUCUACGGUUCUGUUGUCGCUUCAUGUUCAGUUCAAAGAGUCAGAUACAUAUGCGAAAACAACUUUUCCGACCGCUGUCAAAUGCGUCAAGUUCGUUGCAGACUGCGGAUGUUUAUGCUCAAGAAGCACGGAAUUCAAUUUGACGAUACGUAACUUCGACUUCGACAAAGCGAUCAUAUCGGUACGGAGCAAAAUAAACUAUUCGACUUAUCCAGUAUUAUAAAAGAACAAUUUCACUCUGCAUAAAGAUCCGCGGCCCAGUUGUAUUGUAGAUAAGUGAUAUAUGGCUGUACAGUCGAGCAAGUGUUAACGUGUUUAUAAUAAAAUUCUGCAAUGGUACGAAA